Zingiber officinale is the source of this 943-nucleotide messenger RNA. RefSeq names its product putative vesicle-associated membrane protein 726. Bases 172 to 831 code for a protein of 219 amino acids. Gene Ontology annotation, biological process: vesicle-mediated transport. Lineage: Eukaryota; Viridiplantae; Streptophyta; Magnoliopsida; Zingiberales; Zingiberaceae. The record is from RefSeq and is a predicted model, not a curated record. Gene Ontology annotation, cellular component: membrane. The transcript has 5 exons.
CACGAUGGCAGGUGGCGAGACGAGGAGCAGAACAAAACCGCAUCAAUCGCCUCUCCUCUCUCGUCUCCGCAGACUCCAAUCCUCCUCCGCCAUUGCUCAUCCUUCCGUCCUCCCUCCCACCUUCCGCGCUCACCUACUAGGGUUAGGGUUUCCUCUUCCCGGGUCGGGAAGAUGGGGCAGCAAACGCUCAUCUACAGCUUCGUCGCCCGGGGCACCGUCAUCUUGGUCGAGUACACCGCCUUCACAGGGAACUUCACCUCCGUCGCCUCCCAAUGCCUCCAGAAGCUCCCUUCCUCCAACAACAGGUUCACCUACAACUGCGACGGCCACACCUUCAAUUACCUCGUCGAGAAUGGAUUCACAUACUGUGUAGUUGCUGUUGAGUCAGCUGGCAAACAAACUCCCAUGGCCUUGCUGGAGAGGGUUAAGGAGGACUUCAGUAAAAAAUAUGGAGCAAAAGCAGCAACCGCCACAGCCAAUGGCCUAAACCGAGAAUUCAAGUCAAAGCUUAAAGAGCACAUGCAAUUCUGUAUUGAUCACCCCGAAGAGAUAAACAAGAUAGCCAAAGUGAAAGCUCAAGUUUCUGAAGUAAAAGGAGUCAUGAUGGAGAACAUUGAGAAGGUUCUUGAGCGGGGUGAGAAAAUUGAACUUCUCGUCGACAAAACUGAAGAUCUUCGCUCCCAGGCACAAGAUUUCAGGCAACAAGGCACAAAGCUGAAAAGGAAAAUGUGGGUAGACAAUAUGAAGAUAAAGUUGGCUGUUUUCGGCAUCAUCGGUCUCCUUAUUCUGCUCAUAAUCUUAUCAAUUUGCCCUGGCUUCAGAUGCUUCUGAUGUGAUCGAUUGCUACACCAACUAUUUGUUUUGGAUGUAUUGACUUCAUUCCAUUCAUUUAUUCUUUGAUAUUGAUUCUACUGCCUUUACAUGUUGCGAAGUGUAUAGAUUC